Messenger RNA from Branchiostoma floridae (Florida lancelet), 2438 nucleotides. RefSeq names its product E3 ubiquitin-protein ligase RAD18-like. Lineage: Eukaryota; Metazoa; Chordata; Leptocardii; Amphioxiformes; Branchiostomatidae. Gene Ontology annotation, biological process: DNA damage tolerance; protein monoubiquitination. Gene Ontology annotation, molecular function: single-stranded DNA binding; ubiquitin protein ligase activity. Gene Ontology annotation, cellular component: nucleus; Rad6-Rad18 complex. The transcript has 13 exons. Bases 580 to 1806 code for a protein of 408 amino acids. The record is from RefSeq and is a predicted model, not a curated record.
AGACCACGUCUACUCCAGUGUGUGAGGUCAGGAGUAAACAACCACACAACAGAUACAACAGAUAGACAGCUCCCGUCAGUUCCAGUUGGUUCCAAACCAGACGCAUCUAUUUUCCAGCAUGUCAGUUCAGUAAAGGCAGCAAAGAGUUCCAAAGCUACAACAACUAGUGUGAAGAAAAGUCCUCCCACCAACACCCUAGACAGGUUCUGCUCUACAGCUGGCUCCAGAACAUUUCCUGUAGAAGAUGACAACGGCGAUGACUUCCAAGAUAACGUUAAGAGACCCAGAAACAAAAGAAUUUCUUACAAGGAGUCCAGUAGUGAUGAUGAUGUAGAGAUUGUUGGAACAGUGGUAACUCCUCCUCCUGUAAAAGCUGUCAAGGUGCCAAGUCCACAGGCAUCCACCUCGUCUGAAUCAACUUCGGGAGUUGAGAGAAAUAGCUCACAAGUUGCAACAGCUGACUGUCCCGUGUGUGGAGUGAGCAUCCCUGAGAGACACAUCAACACACACCUGGACGUCUGCUUAACAAGGGAGGAGAAGAAAGAGUCCUUAAGAAGUUCUGCCCCUAAGAGAAAGCCGAUGGCUAAGCUGGUGUAUAACCUGAUGUCUGAUAAGGACCUGAGGAAGAGACUGAAGGAGAAGGGUUUAUCUACACAGGGGGACAGGCAGGCCCUGAUCGCCCGACACCAUGAGUUUGUGUUGAGGUACAACUCACAGUGUGACUCGGCAGACCCUAAAUCAGUUGCUCAGAUAGUGAAAGAAGUGGAAAAGCAUGAGAGAGUGUUGAACAAGUCCACCGGUACAAAACCUAACUUCCCUCUCAACAAGACUUCAAAUGAAGAAGAGAGAGACAAGGUCAACACUAAAUAUGCAACAGACCACAAAGCACAGUUUGACUCACUGAUAGAAAAUGCCAGGAAAAGGAUGAAACAAAAGAGGGAAGCAAAGUUGGAGGAAAAAGUGCAACAAAAUGAUGUAGUACUAGAAGAGAAAUUGCCAUCCAUGGAGUUGGACUUGAAUGUAGCUACUAAUGAAGCAACCACAGAAAAGCCAUCAGAAGUGUCAAAUAAAACAGAACAGAUUGUUAGAGACAGCCAGAAAGCAGAGGAAAUGUCUACAAAGGAGGAUCAAGAAGACAUGAGUAGAAUAGAGGAUGAAAAAGACCACACAGAAGACACAGUUGAGGAUCAGAGCCACCAUGUACCAACACCAGAUGCCCCACAGUUUAACCUGCUGGCAGAAUUUGAUGACAUAGAUAAGGAGGAGGACACCCUGUGCACUGAUGACACCAGGGAUGACACCAAAGAUGGCACCAGGGAUGACAUGGCUGAUGACUGUGACAGUGAGAAGAGCUUCAGUCUUUUUGACAACAUUCAACAAGAAACCCAUUUAGAUGAACUACAGGAAGACCAGCUGACUGAUCAUGAACAGAAGAAUGAUGCAGAAGCACUGAUGAGAGACACCGAGUCAGAUGAUGACGACAAUGACACCCUAACACCCUCUCUGGAGUUUGGAGCAUCUGAGGGUUCUGUGGACAUUUUGACCAUGAAGCCAUACCAGCGACAGAAUCCAACAGAUGCCCAGUCCAGCAGCUCAGGCCCAAACUCUAUGAUUGACUUUGAUCAUGACUUCCUUGGUGAUGACCCAGAAAUCAAGUGUGUACCAGAAAGCCCUCCUGUAAGGCAGAUGAGAAGGGGUAAGAGGAAAAUGGCAGAGUUACAGAGUGACAGUGACGGUUCAUUCGGAGGCGAACAGGAAGUGCGCAGAAGCAAACGUCGCACUACGAACAGGAAAGAAAAUCUGUGACUCCGCAAAGGAACAUCUACCUAAGAACAGUCAUGUUCUAGGCUACACGACUUAUGUGUAGUUUUCAGUCUUCUAAUAGUCUAUCCUCUGUUAAUAAAAUAAACAUCCAAUGCAUAUCAUUGUCUGUUUUGCAUCAUACUCUUCUGACAGUGUUAAAGCUGAUGAUGAUGAAAGAAUAAGUGAUAAUGUCACUACUGUCUUCCAUAAAUAUGUUUAGAUAUUGACAUUAUGACUCAACUACAGAUCACAAGUUCAUACUGCACCAAGAUCAAAAGCAGCAAAAUUGGAGAUAUUCUAUUGAAGAAAGACAAUGGUAGUCCCUGCAUAGUUAUGAGUUUAAGUCACUUGUAAGACAUACAUAAAGCUGUGUAACAUUUUGAUUUUAUCAGUGCUUCCUAUUCUUAUGUUUAAUAUAGCUGUGUAAACAUAUACAUAUGCAAGCUUGAGUGGAAAUGUAUUAUAAAGUGUGAUCUUGAAGCCGUUGAAGGUUCAUAUUUUUUUCAAUGAUGGCUUUUAAAGAAAGUAAUGUAACACAUGGAUGUCUUCCACACAGAAAAAGUUGACCAUAUAUGUAUGAAAAGUAAGUAUACAGAAGCCUCUAGUUGGUGAAUGAAUUAAAAAAUCAUUUAAGA